AUGCCGCCCAAGAGCAAGUGGCGCCAGCCGGACGCGGUGCACUUCCAGGUGGUGCACCGCUCGCAGCGUGACGCCGAUCCGGAAGCGGGACCCCAUGUUUUGAAACCAUUCCGGCCUCUGAACGAGCAAAAGGGAAAAACGCGUGCCGAUCUCGCGCGCGAGGAUCCGGCGCUGGCCGAGAGCAGCAAAUCGCGCAGCAAUGUCGGCGAGGCGGCGCUGUAUGGCGUGUACUAUGAUGAUACCGACUAUGACUAUAUGCAGCAUCUGCGUCCGAUGAACGAUGCUGAGAAUAGCAAGCACGGCGGCGUCGACGAGGAGGACGACACGGAUGCCGUGUGGGUCCCGUCGGCGGUCCAGCCCAAGGACCGUGCGCCAAAGAGCUUCGCAUUAAAGGAGGAGAAGGAGCAGGAGCCGACGCUCAUGCUGCCUGCGUCUGCGUUUGCAUCGAACGAGACGCCGCUGGAAUACUCGUCGCCAUACGACGUCGACCCAUCGCUGCAAGGCCUGCAGCCCGACAUGGACCCCCACCUGCGCCAGACGCUCGAGGCGCUGGACGACGAGGAGUUUGUCGACGACGAUCUCGGUGACGACUUCUUUGGCGGCCUGAUCCAGGAAGGCCAGUGGGACGGCAAGCGCGAUGCGGCCGAUACGUGGCGCGACGAAGCGCCGGAAGGCGACGCCAUCUGGCUCGAUCCGGUCCAGCGUGCGCUGCGUGAGCGCGAAGAGGCCGAGAAAGAUGGCAAGGAGCUCAGUCUCGAGGCGCGUAUUGCGCUCUUUAAGCAUAACCAGGCCCAGGCGACGUCCGACGACGAGCUCUCGGACGCAGAGACGGCGGAGGCGCGCGACCAGCUCGGCGGCCUGCCCGCCGCGAUGCCCAAGGCGAUGCGUGCCCCCGGCUCCGUCUCGUCCACCGGCUCGGCGCUCGGCAAGUCGGGGCGCCCAGGCGCGCUGGCGCGCCGUGCCGCGUCGACAAAGGCGGGGAGCGUCGGCGGUGGCUCGACGGUGUGGUCGAUGAGCUCGUCGGCAAUGUUCCGCAACCAGGGCCUGACGGACCUCGACGACCGCUUCGACCGCGUCCUGCGCAAGUACGGCGUCGAGACGGGCGACGGCGAUCUCGAUGCGCUCGCGGAGGAAGAGGACGAAGAGGAGGAAGAGCUCGAUCACGACAUGGUCGAGCAGAUGACGCGCGGCGACUUUGACAAGAUCAUGGACGAGUUCCUCGACAAGCACGAGGUCGUUGCCGGCAAGAUGCGGCCGGUGCUCGGCGACCGCACGACGACCGCCGACGAGAAGCUCGAGAUGAUCCGCAAGGGUCUCGGCGAAGUGCGCAUCACCGACAAUGGCCAGGACGUCGACUCGCCUGCGUCCGAGAACCCCUUCUUGAAUCCCAGCAUUAUCGGCGCGGACCGCGAGCAGUGGGACGUGCAGACGGUCCAGACGACCAAGACCAACCUCGAGAACCACCCGCGGACGAUUGCAGCGGCCGAGAGCGUCGCGCCGACCGCGUCGCGUGCGCCGACCGUGAUCGGGGCGCGUGCGCGCAUGCUCGAGGCGGACGAGAAGCGCAUUCCCAAGAUCAAGAUCCAUCCCCGUACCGGCGUGCCCCAGAUUGUCGGCUACACGGUUGCGCAAAAGGACAAAAAGGCCCAGGAGCCUGCCGAGCCUACCGAAUCUACACAAGAGCCCGAGGCGGAGCUGUCAGACUCGGACUCGGACGAGCGACCCGCCCUUCCCCACAAGCGCGACCGGAACGAGUCCAAAGAGGCGCGGCGCGCCCGGAAAGAAGCCGUCAAGCUCGAAAAGCAGACACGCCGCGCGGACAAGUCCGCCACGAAAAAGUCCUUUGCCGACGAGCGCAAGCGCCAGCUGCACGCCGCGCAGCGGCAGCACGAGGCGACCGGCGGCCAAGCCGCAGCGCACCUCGCGUAG
Molecule: messenger RNA, 1929 nt
Organism: Malassezia japonica
Lineage: Eukaryota; Fungi; Basidiomycota; Malasseziomycetes; Malasseziales; Malasseziaceae
Gene: LTV1
Product: Protein ltv1
Exons: 3
Coding region: 1-1929 (642 amino acids)
Biological process (GO): ribosomal small subunit export from nucleus; ribosomal small subunit biogenesis
Cellular component (GO): nucleus; cytosol; preribosome, small subunit precursor
Source: RefSeq, a predicted model, not a curated record